Molecule: messenger RNA, 1002 nt
Organism: Phialemonium atrogriseum
Lineage: Eukaryota; Fungi; Ascomycota; Sordariomycetes; Cephalothecales; Cephalothecaceae
Exons: 2
Coding region: 171-800 (209 amino acids)
Source: RefSeq, a predicted model, not a curated record
CGAUCUAAUACCUAUAUAACAGCGCUGCUCAGAGUCCCAGAAGCGCAAUUGGUGCGACUACUACUGUAGAUAAGAGUCAGCUUCUGAAUAUUGUCCAAUUUCAAGAGCCUCAAUAGCAAUCCAAAUCUAUCAAUUCACCCACGUCAUCCAUCGUCUUCAAACCCUCCAGCAUGUCCACCCAGCAGAGAUUCUCCAACACAGACACUGGCGACAAGCCGGCUGAUCCGUACACGCUGGCCAACAUCGACACCGAGGCCACUCUGGAGCAAAAGAUCGAGGACCUGAGCAAAUUCAUGACCAGUUCGAAAUAUGGCAUGAUGACCACCAGGGAUUCCGAGACGGGCAAGCUGGUGUCGAGGGCCAUGGGAUUGGCGGCCAAGGAAUCAGGCGGCGUCGACCUUCUUUUCCAUACCAACACCGAGUCGCACAAGACCACCGAGCUGAAUUCGGAUCCUCACGCCAACAUCUCGUUCCUCAACAGCUUCGGCGAGUGGGCGUCCAUCAGUGGCGUAUGCGAGAUCUUGACCGAUCGCGCGACCGUCAAGAAGUAUUAUUCUCCAACUCUGAGGGCGUGGCUAGGCGACUUGGGAGAUGGGGUCCACGACGGAAGCGAGAACGACCCUCGCAUCGGCAUCAUCCGUGUCAAGAUGGUCACCGCCACUUACAGCAUCUCCACCAAGGGCAUCGUUGGUCAGGUUGUCGAGGUAGCCCAGGGUAGCGUCACAGGCAAACCUGCGCAUGUGAACAAGCUGAGAGAGAUCAGCGAAGCUGAUGUCCAGACAUGGAGGUCUUCGCACUGAGUUUGGCGCGUCUAUGUUAGCACGAGGACGCAAGAUAACUGCGGCAGUGGUCGGGAUGGGAGGGGAAACAAUCAAUGGACAGGUGUAUCUUACCGACAAGAGAGAUUCAUUCGCGAUUCUGUUACUGCCUUCCCUGAUACUCGGCCUUCCAGAUGCUCUCCCACGUGUCUCGGUUGAUGGCAAAUUCCCUAGCGUAAUCAUA